This is a messenger RNA of Hippopotamus amphibius kiboko, 3058 nucleotides long. RefSeq names its product KN motif and ankyrin repeat domains 4 (gene KANK4). Gene Ontology annotation, biological process: negative regulation of actin filament polymerization. Lineage: Eukaryota; Metazoa; Chordata; Mammalia; Artiodactyla; Hippopotamidae. The record is from RefSeq and is a predicted model, not a curated record. The transcript is spliced from 9 exons. The coding region runs from base 1 to 3036 and encodes 1011 amino acids. Gene Ontology annotation, molecular function: protein binding. Gene Ontology annotation, cellular component: cytoplasm; cytoskeleton.
AUGGAGAAGACAGACGCCAAAGACCCGUCCUCGCCGGGGAAGGCAGAGAAAGACCCUCCAAAGAGCCACCCCUACUCCGUGGAGACCCCUUAUGGCUUCCAUUUAGACCUGGACUUCCUCAAGUAUGUGGAUGACAUCGAGAAGGGAAACACCAUCAAAAGAAUUCCUAUCCACAGAAGGGCCAAGCAGGCCAAGUUUAGCACUUUGCCCCGAAACUUCAGCCUUCCCGACAGCGGGGCUCGCCCUCAUGCUGCUCUUUCCCACCCGAACUGGUCCCCAGCGGUGCCGAGGAAGGUGUCGCUAGGAACAGAGGCGCGAGCCCAGCCGCUGCCGCUCGGUGAUCACCUCCAAGCCACCGGCGGGAGCGAGGUGAGCUACCACCGGAAGGCCCUGCUGGCGGAGACCGCCAGACAGCUGGAGGCCGCUACUCCUGGGGAGGCGGAGCUCGCCUCCGGGAGUGGGCGGCCCCAGCUUUUGAGAGCGUCCAGCAUGCCAGCCACGCUGCUGCAAAACAGGGCCGCAGAGGACCCGAGCCUGACCUCAGGUCCCCCCACCCCGCCCGCCCUCCCCCCACUUCAGGGAGAAGGCGGUGUCUGCGAUGGUGCCUUUGGCCCAGCGGAAGGAUUUGCAGGUUUUUCCAGCUCCACCCCGAGAGCAGCAACCCAACCAGAAGUCAGAGAGCCUGGAGACCUGGUGCCAGGGAUUCCGGAGCUGAUCCGGGAAGGGCCUGAGCCUCCAGAGGGUGAAGAAGAGGCUCCAAAUCACCUCUUUUUCCCAAGUCCUCCUUUCUCAUCCCAGAAUGCACGUGCAGUUCUAGAGGAUGCAGAAGACCAACAGGAAAGCAGAGAAGCCAGCGUGGUGGUCACGACCCCCGGCUCCCCAACACCAAGCCCCCCACCUCUGCCGUCACCCAUCCCUGAGAAUGAGCUCCCCCUAGGAGAAAUCGAGCUCAAUAUCAGCGAGAUCCCACCGCCGCCACCUGUAGAGGUAGACGUGAGAAGCAUUGGGGUCCGGGUCACGGAGGAAAGCCUGGGCCUUGCCUCCCUGGAUCUUGGCAGCAUCUCCAGCCUGAAGCAGCUGGUCUCGGAUCUUGAAGGCGAACUGUCUGGAAGAACUGAGGAACUGGCCCAAGUCAGAGCUGCCCUCCAGCGGCAGGAGGAGGAAAUCAAGGCUAGGGGGCAGAGGAUUCGAGAGCUAGAGUGCACUGUAGUUCAACUGACAGAAAAGCUUAGCCACGAGAACACCAAAGAUGCUCAGGGCCAGACUGAUGCCAUGGUCAACGCUGACCCUCUGCACAUACUUUUGACCAGGGAGUCGUGUGACAAGAGCAUUGGGGUCAACCUUUUGGGCAGCACGGGAUCUGAAAGCUGGGGGGCCAGGGGAGAGGGGAAUGGCUUCCUGUGGGAGCAGGAAAAUCACAAAGUGAGGGAUUGGAGCCCAGCAGAACUUGUGUCACCACCCCAGCUGUCACUGCCACAGGGAUCCGAGAUGGUCCUCACCCCCUCUUUACAUAGCUGCCUCUCCACUGAGCUCAGGAUCGAAGAAGGAGGCUCUGAGCAGGAGGGAGGCCCUCAGUGGGGAGCAGAGGGUCCGGUCAGGGGAGCAGGGGGCUCUCCAGGGAGCAGCGAGAGAAAGGCUCCCCAAGCAGGGAGGGAGGAGGCCGGUUCAGAGCUCCCGGGGAAGGAGCGCCCAGGAAGGCCACCAAGCUCACCCACCGAUGCCACUCUUGGGCAGUAUGUUAAGAAGAUCCAGGAGCUCCUGCAGGAGCAGUGGAGCUGCCUGGAGCACGGGUACCCGGAGCUGGCCCGCGCCAUCAAGCAGCCUGCCUCCAAGCUCAGCAGCAUCCAGAACCAGCUACAGAGCUCCCUCAACCUGCUGCUGUCUGCCUACUCAGCCCAGGCUCCGCCCCAGAAGGAGCCCCCGGACCCCUCCUCCUCCCCGCCGAUGGAGAUCUCCCCGUCGACCAGCCUUAAAUCCAUAAUGAAAAAGAAAGACUAUGGCUUCCGUGCAGGAGGUAAUGGGACCAAAAAGAACCUUCAGUUUGUUGGGGUUAACGGUGGCUAUGAGACCACCUCGAGUGAGGAGACCAGCGGUGAGGACAGCUCCCCAGAAGACUUGUCUGACAGCGAGGCUGAGAAGAAAUGUGAUGGCCCAGAAUAUAGGCGGGGCAAGGAUGCCCACCUCAGCGGCAAGGGGGGCCAGGGCAUCCCUGAGGGCACCCGGGACACAGACCAGGAAAGUGGGCCUGGGGAAGAACUCUCCCAUCCCAAGGCGGAGAGAUAUAAACCCUCAGAAGAAUUCCUUAAUGCAUGCCGGGCAUUGAGCCAACAUCUGCCAGAAGCUGGGACGGCCACUGACCAGCUCUUGAAGCAGAGCUUGAACACCGUCAGUCAAGAGUGGUUCCGCAUCUCUAGCCGGAAGUCAUCCAGCCCUGCUGUGGUGGCCACCUACCUCCGUGAAGUCCAGCCUCAUUCCCCACACUUGCUAAAGCUGCUUGUCAACUUGGCUGAUGGCAACGGGAACACAGCUCUUCACUACAGCGUGUCCCACUCCAACUUCUCCAUUGUGAAGCUGCUGCUGGAGACAGGUGUCUGCAACGUGGACCAUCAGAACAAAGCUGGCUACACUGCUGUGAUGAUCACUCCUCUGGCUUCUGCAGAGACCGAUGAAGACAUGGCUGUUGUCUGGAAGCUCUUAAGAGAAGGAAAUGUGAACAUCCAAGCUACUCAGGGAGGCCAGACGGCGCUGAUGCUGGGAGUCAGCCACGACAGGGAGGACAUGGUCCAGGCCCUACUGAACUGCCAGGCGGAUGUCAACUUGCAGGACCAUGAUGGAUCGUCGGCCCUCAUGCUGGCCUGUCGCCAUGGCAACGUUGACAUGGUACGGCUGCUCCUGGCACACCCGGCCUGCGACAGCAGGCUGACUGACAAGGCUGGCCGAACAGCAUUGUCCAUCGUUCUGAAAUCGCCCGCCCAUGUGGAAAUUGCAGGGCUGCUGCAGGCCCACGCGAAGCAGGGCAGGUCCCUGGGGCCGUAGGGGCUGUGGAAGAGCUGGCAGC